Rhopilema esculentum is the source of this 3325-nucleotide messenger RNA. NCBI's taxonomy places the organism in Eukaryota, Metazoa, Cnidaria, Scyphozoa, Rhizostomeae, Rhizostomatidae. The record is from RefSeq and is a predicted model, not a curated record.
GAAGAACAUCAGUUAAGUGGAUAAAUCAUGAGACGAAACGAUUUAGCCAACAACAGACUUCAAUGGCCAGAUGGCAGUACACUGAACAUGCAAUCAGACGUAAAUACGACGAGAGAAAAUAUUGAAAACUUACAUGCUGGAAUCUUGAAAGGGGUGAGCAAGAGUUAGCAAGAAUUGAGAAAAAUAUAAUACUGAAACGCUGUUUACCUUUAUUGUUUAGCAUUUGCUGGAAAGCUUGACGUUUUUCGCUGUAAUCGAAAUUCGCAUAUCGUAUUGAUCACAUUAUAGAUUCUUAUCGUUCUUUCUGACUUUAGCUUUGCUUCGACAUUUAGGAUACUACUCUGAUUCAAGAAGUAUCCCUAAAACCUUUCAUUUGAAGGUGGGAAUCAUGAGACUUGGGCAAAGGUUAAUCGUUUAGGCAUACCUUAAAAUUCAAAAUAUAGUCAUCCCUGAAUAUGUUCCCCCUUCCCCAAAUGUAAAUCCCCCAUUCCUGGCACGCAAUUGCCGAAUGUGAGCCCCCGAAUAUAAGCCCAGCGCUUAUAUUUGGAUUUGAACAUGAAAGCACCCUUAACAGCGAAUUUCAAUAUGCAAUUUUUCUUUAGCGACUUUCUUACUUUUAGUUUGUAAUACUUGUUACCUAUAACAUUAUAUAUUCAGCGUAUCACAAUGCCUUCUUUUUGAGUCCAUGUGAGUCAAUCUUUCCUGUGAUGGUUGAAAUAUUCCACAAUGGUUGCAGCUUCAUUGCAAGAGUCUCUGGAAUAUGGCCGAUAUUUUAGUUCAGUAUUGAAAAAAACUGAUUUUGCAUUUUCUUCUGACGUUAACUAAUUGCCAAUUGAAGCCCCCCUCCCUUCCCCACCUCCAAAUUGCUGUUAAGCGGAAGUGAAAUAUCAAACCUGAUUAUAAUGCUACAAAGUUCUAAGUAAACCAUUUAUAAUCAACUGAACAAAGUGUAUGGCUAUAUGGUAGUUUACAAUUUAAAUGCCUUCUGUUUGAUUUGUGACAAUGUUCGAUUGACAAUUCAAAAUUAGAGAAGUCUCGGCGAUGUUCUAACUGAAGGUUGAUCGUCUUCCCUCCUCCUUUUAUAUUUUGGUCUUGGCCAUGAUCCUUUCCGAAUUUAUUGCAAACCCCGCUUAAUAUCGAAUCGACCUCAGUGUAUAUAUUAAAGAGCAGAAAAUGUGUAAAGGACAUGUCACUUCUAUGUUAACCAGGCAUUUUGUUACUCUUUUGGUGCCCUAUUCGCAAGUUUGCAGACCUCCCUUAUUUUGUUUCUCUUUCUACAUUGUCUAACAAGAAUCUUUUACCGUAGUCUAUUGCAGGUAUUAUCAUAGCAAAGCAAGAUGCAAGAUCAUUCGCUGACAGAAAAAGUAAGAAGUCUUUGCUUCUUUACUUAAAUGCAUAUUGAGGGUCCUGGGCAAUCAGGCAGAGGGCUCGUACACCCUGUAAAUAGCUGCUUGCAAGGUACGCCCGUCCAUGCGCUCGAAUUUAUGCAGGACAACAUCAGCCAGCCAACAUAAAUAUUUUUUAUGUAAAACUUUAUGAUAAUAAGUGAUGUUAAAUAAGGAGCACAUCCCAUCCCUGCUGAUAACCUAGUUGGUCCAAAAAACCAUCUUAUCCCUCUAUUCUUUCAAUUUCUUGGUAGCCAAGGCCAAUUAUAGCUUUCGCGUCGAUAACAAAAACGCAAUUGUUUUGAAGCCAAGCUAGAAGUGGGUUGGAUACACUGUAAAUGCUUUAGUUAUUCGGGGGUGUUGAUGGGGUCACCUUGACCCUAGCUUGUUUAUUUGGCUUUUGAAACAUCUUUCUUAAAAGCCUGCUUUUACCACAGUACUUGCACCAUAUGGAAGGCAACAACAGUAAGGGGGCGGGGAAAAUUUUAGAUGAUAUGCUCUCCGAAUGAGUCAGGAAAUAAAAAAUCUUUGAAGAACCUAAGAGCAUUGUCAAAGAGCCUGUGAAAAUGCACUUUUUUCAUUCUUUUAACAGAUCCUUCGCAAAUGAGAUGGCAACUUACUUUUGUCCUAAGGGACUCUGUCACUGAUUUUGCAAACGUCACGUGCUGGGGCAGUGAAACAUUUAUUAAAGAUAUCGCGAAAUCAUUUCGAAUUGGGGAUGCUGUUGAGAUUAAGAAUGUCAUGGUUCAAAACAAACAAAACACUCAAGCUGAAGAGAAGUUCAAUCCAUGGACACCCAGUCAGUUCAACAUUGUUGCAAACGAAACCCAUGCUACUAUAGAACGCUGUAGCAUAGACGAGUUUGCAUCGUUUGCUUUCAUCCCUGUGAAGGAAACGUACGAUUAUUACAAACUUGGUGACAUUAUUGCCAACGGACAAAAUCUGAAUUGUCUUCAUCUUAAUUUGCUGGCGGUAUUACGAGACAGUGGAAGUCCGAAAGAAAUCAUAACAAAGUCUGGGAAAACGAUUCAAAGAAGAGAAUUACUGGUUUUCGAUGAUAGCUGUGUCUCCUUUCCAAUUGUAAUAUGGAGCGAAGAGUUGAGUUGGCUGGCUGAAGGCUGGACUCCUCAUGAGACAGUUUUAUUCUUUGCUGAUGUGAAAGCCCAAUAUGAUGACUUCAGAAAACGCAUGGUGGCAACAUGUGACGGAAAGACGAUAAUCACGGUCAAUCCAGAUAUCCCAGAUGCACAUUUGCUGUACAAUUAUGCGCAGAGCAUCGAUGUCUUAGACGAGGAGUUCAUGGCUGAUCCACAGUCAACCACCAUACCAUCAGGACAAAUCACGGAUGUCUACACAAUAGAGAAAGUCCAGCAAUGGAUAAAUGACAAGUACAACGAAAAUGAUCGAUUUCUGCAUGGAAUAAUUUACGGAUGCAUAACAAAUAUCAACAUUGAUUCAUCAAAUGUAGAAGAUAAAUUUUUUGUGCAAACAUGCUCUGCAUGUAGAAGAGUUGUUGACCGAGAAACUGGAUCGUGUACCAAUGAAAAGUGCUACUCCAUUUUGCAAGGAUCUACUAACGACGGAAAACAGCAAUUCAACCAACAGACUACCGUAAAGAAAAUGAAUAUUAGAGUCGAUAUAAGCGAUCAUACAGGAGGCAUGGCGAAUUUUCGACUCAGUGGAUUUAUUGCUGAAAAGUUAUUGGAACACAAUGUUGAUGAACUACUUUCCUUGAACCCACUGGAAAGAACUGAAUUAAAAUGGAAGUACCUCAUGGAUCGAUACAAACUGUACUUCAAGUGCACCAGAAGAACAGACAAUAACAAACAAGCAUAUCUUGAGAUAAUAUCAGUCUCACAAUUUGAUGGCUCAACAGCCCAAGUGGUAUGAUUUGCAUUAAAAUUGUUGCAAGAGCACUCAUUGAAACUGCAAUAUUACAU